This is a messenger RNA of Prunus armeniaca (apricot), 639 nucleotides long. NCBI's taxonomy places the organism in Eukaryota, Viridiplantae, Streptophyta, Magnoliopsida, Rosales, Rosaceae. The record is from the annotation of a GenBank genome assembly.
AUGGAGGUAGCGCAUUGGUUCGUACUCAACAAUUGUGAUGAGAUAAUGGCAUACUUAGAUGAGCAUGAGGAGAUGAUGAAGCGAGAACAUCCAUCACAUUUGUAUGCCAAGAAACACCGGGGAGGCGAAAGUACGGACAUUGAUUUCUAUGGCAAACUCUCAACUGUCGUGCAAUUGCUUUACAAAGACCGAUACCAAGUCAUCAUGUUUAAGUGUUCAUGGUUUGAUACAAACCCAAGUAGGCAGGGAAGUGUUAAAAUCAAUCAUGGCUUACUAUCUAUGAACAUUAACAAAACUUGGUAUGAUGACGACCCUUACAUUUUGGCAAACAUGGCUACACAGAUUGUGCAUCUAGAUGACCUUAAAGUAGGGAGCGGUUGGAAAGUUGUUCAGAAGAUGGAUCAGAGGAACGUGUAUGCUAUAUCAGAAAUAGACCCAACCGACAACGUCGCUAACCAUCGCGCAGAAUCUUCAAUUGAAAAUGAUGCAGAAACACUUCGAGAUACAAGUGUUAUACAAGAACUGUUUCCGAUACAAGGAGUCUCAUCAAUUGAAUACCGAUUCAGUCAAUUACAAUUGACCUUGGUGAUCUCCCGCGGUACGAUGUUGCAGUGGGGCACCACAUUGACGAUGAUGUAG